Molecule: messenger RNA, 336 nt
Organism: Lecanosticta acicola
Lineage: Eukaryota; Fungi; Ascomycota; Dothideomycetes; Mycosphaerellales; Mycosphaerellaceae
Source: the annotation of a GenBank genome assembly
AUGUGCCGCUGGUACUAUGAAGCCAAGUUCUGCCACGCCUACCUUGCCGAUGUUGAACCCGGCGUGCCUCUGAAAGAUUCGAAAUGGUUCACAAGAAGCUGGACUUUGCAAGGAACUUAUUGCUCCGGGCUACGUGGAAUUCUACGACAAGGAUUGGGAGCCCCAUCGGAAUCAAAACAGCGCCUCGCGGACCAACUCGCUGAGAUCACCCCCGGAUCGACAUCAAAGUUCUUCGAGACCGCGCGACGUUGGAAGAGUGUUCAGCAUCGCAGCUCGAAUGGCCUGGGCGACUCUAUCGGGAGACGUCUCGGGAAGAAGACCGAGCGUAUAGCCUAA